Molecule: messenger RNA, 1366 nt
Organism: Oryzias latipes (Japanese medaka)
Lineage: Eukaryota; Metazoa; Chordata; Actinopteri; Beloniformes; Adrianichthyidae
Source: RefSeq, a predicted model, not a curated record
UCUCACAGUCUGUGUGUCUGAGAGGAGAAAUGGCGCAGAAAGGAGUUGAUCUGGAUGAAGAAAGCCUCUGCUGUUCCAUCUGUCUGGAUCUGCUGAAGGAUCCGGUGACUAUUCCCUGUGGACACAGCUACUGCAUGAAAUGUCUUCAAGGAUUGUGGGAUGCAGAGGAGAAAGUCCACAGCUGUCCUCAGUGCAGGAAGACCUUCACACCGAGGCCUGUUCUGGUGAAAAAUUUCAUGUUUGCAGCUUUAGUGGAGCAGCUGAAGAAGACCAGACUCCAAGCUGCUCCUGCUGAUCUCUGCUAUGCUGGACCUGAAGAUGUGGUCUGUGACGUCUGCACUGGAAGAAAACUGAAAGCCAUCAAGUCCUGCUUGAGCUGUCCGGCCUCUUACUGUGAGGAACACCUUCAGCCUCAUUUGAAAGCAGCUGCAUUUAAGAAACACAAGCUGGUGGAACCCUCCAAGAACCUGCAGGAGAUAAUCUGCUUGCGUCAUGAUGAGGUGAUGAAGAUGUUCUGUCGCACUGAUCAGAAGAGCAUCUGUUAUCUCUGCUCUAUGGAAGAACAUAGAGGCCACGACACAGUCUCAGCUGCAGCAGAAAGGACUGAGAAGCAGAGAGAGCUGGAGGAGAGUCAGCAACAAAUCCAGCAGAGAAUCCAGGACAGAGAGAAAGAGGUGAAGCUGCUUCAACAGGAGGUGGAGGCCAUCAAUCACUCUGCUGAUCAAAGCGUGGAGGACAGUGAGAAGAUCUAAGCAAUAUAAUUUAUUUGCAAAAUCCUAAAACCAUUUAAAAUGAAGAAGUUAAAAAGAUCGGCACCACAGACGCCUGUUCACUGGGCUGAGGACACUUUUUUUUUACUAGGCCAGGUGGAGGCUCCCAAAUAAAAUGUCAACUUAUAAUAUAAAUCACCCCACUCACGUGAUAAAAACACUCACACGGUGAACCCUUCACCCGAAGACACGCCACUCCAAACCGGGGAAGGCUUCCACCUUACACACAGGACUGACGCCUGGGUCCUCAGUGCUGGUGACAAAACAAAACAGGCUCUAUAAAAAGUUGGAGACAAUAAUUGAAUAGUUCAUCUAAAAACAAACUAAGAACAACGGGUCCCAGCAGUUCGGUGACCCAGAACCAACCCUAAAAAGUACAAGAUUAAAAUAAAACACCAGUUGGCUACUCAGGCGGGGGUUAGCCGUUCACUCGGAUGCUGCACAGUGCAGUGAGUGCCGCUCGUUUUUGCUUUGGGGUAGAUGAGGGGAGUUCAGGCCCCAAAAUGUCCCGGUCGCCUCCUUGGCGAGCACUCCAGACAAACCCUCCUGGAAGUCCAAACUGGAUCCUUUUCCACGCAGGAUCAAUAAAAGGUUCU